This is a messenger RNA of Puccinia graminis f. sp. tritici CRL 75-36-700-3, 11368 nucleotides long. RefSeq lists its product as uncharacterized. Lineage: Eukaryota; Fungi; Basidiomycota; Pucciniomycetes; Pucciniales; Pucciniaceae. Gene Ontology annotation, biological process: DNA repair; regulation of DNA-templated transcription. Gene Ontology annotation, cellular component: nucleus; NuA4 histone acetyltransferase complex; SAGA complex. The coding region runs from base 118 to 11076 and encodes 3652 amino acids. Gene Ontology annotation, molecular function: transcription coregulator activity; protein binding. The record is from RefSeq and is a predicted model, not a curated record. The transcript has 20 exons.
CAACCACACUGACUAACACCCCAGCCCCAGUGGACUUCGAAGCACUUGUGGGCAAAACUGUUGGAUCUCAACGGUGAUGUCAAAUUGAAAGUUCAUCUCAUCACCGAACUCAGAGAAAUGAUCGAACUGUGCUCGAGAGACGUGGAAUUCACAAAACACCUUGAUAUAAUCAUUUCGGCUGUGGUCGAAAUUCUUUCUAGUACCCGUCCAGUAUUUAUCACGUCGACUUGGGAUUAUAAAUAUCGGCUUCUCCUCCUCGACAUUUUGUGGCGCAUUCCCGUACACGACGCUAUGAAAACCAAUGCUUUGAAAGUGAUGAAUUUGCUGAUUGACAUGAUCCGACACGAUAACGAAGAAUCCGUGAUGAUUUGUUUCAAGCUCGUGGUCGAUCUCUAUCGAUCAUUCAAAUCGAUUUUAGAACCUACAGUCGCCGCAUUCUUCCAAAUAAUCCUGGAAAUGUAUGAUCUUGUGCCAGCUACGACCGAAGAAAUUUUUGGAGAUAUCAAGACGGAUACAAAUCAACCCGAUGGCAUCCCAAUCUCAUCUGAUGGCACUAAUCAACUCGAUCCAAACAAACCGACACCUGACAGCGGCAAAGCAAACUUGAUGCGGAGGACCGCAAGUGGGAAUCCAAAUAUCUCGGGAAACGCCCCACUGACUGGAACAGAUUCUAGCUCUACUGAAGCAAUCAGGGGUAUGAAGUCUUUUAGAGUCCUGCAGGAAUGUCCUGUCGCGGUAGUUUUUUUGUUACAAACGUAUAAAGCUACUGUACAACCCAGUCUACCAGCUUGCUUGCCCAUCAUCUUCAAGUUUCUCAGGACGUCACCCCUCCCUCAAGUCAUGUGGCAUGGGGUCAUUGCUGAACGUGGUCAAGGCCCUUUCAUCGGCGUUGCGCCGACUAUUACCAAAGCCGGUAAACGGAGUCAACACACCGAGUUGAUGAUCGCUCAGGUGAAGGUUAUGUCUUUCAUAGCGUAUGUUAUCAGAGCCCAGGCAACGCUGGUUCAGCCAUUCGGAACCGAGAUCCCAACAAUAGUCCUUCGCAUACUCAAAGAUAUUCCACCGGAGUCAUCACUCUCUCGCCGAGAACUCAUUGUUGCACUGCGCCAUAUCCUCGGCACUGAAUACCGCUCGUUGUUCAUUCCAUUCUUGAACGACCUGCUGAACUUUCGAGUAUUCAUGGGUACCGGGAUCACUUCCUUUGAGACCUUGCGUCAUUUGGUUUACAACACUUAUACCGAUCUUUUACAAAACAUCAAGUCAGACCUUCUAGGUAAUCACAUCAAGGCAAUCCUAAUGAAUUUUGCCGAAGUGUUGAACGAUCCGACAGCGUCAACCACUACCCAGGCUAUGGCCGGAAAGGUCAUUUAUAGCCUUGUCGAUUUGGUCAAUUCAAAUCGGUUCGAAAAGCAUGAAGGCAUCAGAAUUUCCCGAUGGCUGAUGGAAAAUUUUGUCCGGAAGAUCGAAGCGCUUGCCGACAAUCGAGCUUAUCAGAUCAAGCAGCAAGCUGAUGCCCAAGAACAAUUGCAGAACAGCUCGAAUCGUCUCAAGGAGGAACCACUCAAGGAUAAGGGCAAAGGAAAACAAACCGAUACCCCCGGUUCAUCCGAUCCUCAAUCCAAAUCCCGCACUGAGAGUGGCAGACUUUCUCCCCCUGAUCGAACUCCAGAAGAGGCUGAAGACAUUCUUAUCGAACGAGGAAAGAUUCUUGGUGGGGUUGCGGCCGUCCUUGAGCCACCGUUCGAUCAUUCCAAGGAUCCUAUCUACGGGCGCCGCGUGCUUGUUCGCUCUUGCAUCACAAGCUUUCAAAUUCUUUUUGGGAACACGAAGAAGAUGGAUGCCCCAUUACCAGACGCGAUGCUCUUAGGCCGAUUAUUGACUGGGGCGGUGCGGUGUUUUGGAAUCUACGAGCACCGUCGAGACGGCAGAGAAAUGAAGGAGAUCGUGGACUGUUUUGUCUCCAUGUUUACUCAGGCCGAUCUAGUUUUGUUCAGUGAAACCUUUGAGCCGUGCAUGCCGCUACUGAUGAAAGAAUUGCGAUCAAAUCCAGAUUUGCUAGCAUUCCCGCAAUAUUUCCUAGCUAGUCCAGUUCUAUGCAAAGCAACCAUUGGGAUCACCUUGCGACACAUCAUGAAACACCUUCAUGAGCUCGGCAAAGACAAACAAUCCGGAGUCAUCGUGAAACUUCUCAAAAUGUGCUUCUUGGCUGUCAACAUGUUCCCUGAUGUUGAAGCAACCUUACAGCCUCAUCUCAGUCGCUUGAUUAUGGAUUCUCUCCGAUUCGCCUCCUUUUCAAACGAGCCUGGGCAAUAUUACUCUGUACUACGGGCGUUGUUCAGGGCUAUUGGUGGCGGUCGAUUUGAAAUCUUGUACAAGGAAAUGUUACCUCUGAUCCAAGUUUUACUCGAAGAGUUGAAUGUACUCCUCAAUGCGACCACCGAUUCGAAAGAAAGGGAGUUGUUUGCCGAGCUAUGUCUGACGGUGCCCGUCCGACUGAGCGUGCUCUUACCCUACCUCACAUACCUAAUGCGACCUCUAGUAAUUGCCCUACAAGCCGUUCCUGAUCUAGUUUCUCAAGGGUUACGAACGCUGGAGUUAUGCGUCGACAACCUGACCCAGGAAUUCUUUACCCCGUUGAUGGCACCGGUCGUCCAUGAUGUGAUGACAUCUCUGUGGAAGCUCCUGAAGCCUCUUCCUUACAACCCUAAUCACGCGCCCGUUGCUUUGCGUAUCCUUGGAAAAUUAGGUGGCCGAAACCGAAAAGUUUUGCGUCCAAAAACCAUCGAGUGGAAGCAAGUUGAUGUCCAAGCCUGUUACCUACCAAUCAGAUUAGACGGUCAUCAAAGAAGUCUCACUCUUCCUCCCCUGGUUCAACUGGCAACCCGACUGAUGCGACGUGGAGACAUUCACUACAGAAGGAAUGGGUUUGGAUUUUUGAAAAACAUCACGCCCGUGUUUUUGUCAAUGGGAUAUGGACAAGGUGAACGGGAAGAAACCUUCUCUGUUUUGCUCAAGGGGUUAUUUGAUGCUACUCGAGUUCCGGAAUUCUCUGUCGAUGCCGAAUCCCAUCUUUCAUCUCUUUUUGAACACGUCUUCAUCACUGAAAUUUGGCAAGAGCCGGGCCCCAAUCCUGAGCAAGCGCGUUAUUCGCUUUCGUUAACCAAUACGAUCAUUGAUGCUUUAAUCGAUAAUCUCACCGUUGCCACGGAUCAAAAUCACCUUCAAGCUGCAUCCCAAUUCACACACAGAGUUUUCCAAAAGCUUUUCCAACAUGCAAAAACCACAUCCGCCCUCAAAGAAGACAUUCUGACCCACGCCAAACGAACCCUGUGCAGGAAAGCCAGCUCUUCCUGCUACGAUCAUUCGUGGCCUCGUAAGUGCGCUGGACAUCAAGUCUUGUCUAUUUUGGUGAACGAUACAGAGAUGAGCGCUAGUUGGAUCGCAGAUUUCGAGCUGGAAAUCAUCAGGGCUCUGCUCUUCCUUCACAAGGAUGCCCCGUCUGCUACGGAGAAGAUCUUGGAGGGACCAACAGAUACGUUUUUGAAGCUCUUAAGGAUCUGCCACAAGCCGUCUAACACGCCUACUCCAUCCGAAAUGACGGCCAAAUUGACCUAUCUUGUUGGUCUACUGAUCAUCGAACUGUGUAGUCAGACCAGUGGGGUCCGGAGGGUGGCCCAAUUAGCUCUACAACUAAUCAGUGAACGGACUCAGAAACCGAUGCAUGAACUUUUGCUGCCGGCUCGAGAAAGAUUGUCGCCAAUCUUUGGGAAACCUUUGCGCGCGCUGGCAUUCCCUAUGCAGAUUGGACACCUUGAUGCCUUAACCUUUUGCGUUCGAUUGGACCCUCCACUGUUUGAUUACAGUGAUCAGCUGAUGAGAAUCUUGCAGGAGGCCCUCGGAAUUGCCGAUGCGGAUGAUGUAGCAUUGAUCGGCAGGACAAACCAAGUUAAAACGGCCAAAGCCCUCAUUGAAUUGCGAGUGGUUUGCUUGAGGUUUCUGGCGGCCACUUUGAGGUUACCCGAAAUGCGUCAACAAUCAGCUACGAAGGCCAAAAUCCUUUCGGUUUACUUUCAAUCCUUGUAUGCAAAGAACGUCGAGGUGGUCGAUGCAGCACACGCAAGCUUAAAGGAGCUGCUUGCUAACGGAGGAAGUCGCUUGCCGAAAGAUCUCUUACAAAGUGGACUGCGGCCGGUUUUGAACAAUCUCUCAGACCACAAGAAGCUGACGCUCCCUAGCUUACAGGGCCUCGCGCGCUUAGUCGAGUUGCUCACGAAUUAUUUCAAGGUGGAGAUUGGAUCUAAACUUUUGGAUCAUUUCAGGCAACUUUCAGAUCCUCAGACACUCGCGACGGCAGCUCUAUCAUCCUCACAGGAAAGUGGCGUCUUGGAAAUCAUGGCUGGUGUCGUGAACAUCUUUCACCUAUUAGCUUGCCCAGCCGCUGGUGUUUAUCUACGUGAUAUGAUCGCAUACGUGGUACACGUCGAGACAAUACUGAAGAAAGUCACUGCUAGUCCAUUCACCAAGCCACUGUCUCUUUACAUCAAUCUCUAUCCCGAGCCCGCUACAGCUUACUUUUUUCACCGGCUGGAUGAUGAUCGUCAUCUGAAUACUUUAAAAUGGGUCCUACUCAGCGAUCAUUCGGAACAGUUUAGAACGUAUUUAAAGAAUCGCGCUCUAGAAUGGCUCCAACAAAGCUAUACCGCCGCUGGAACUUGGGGUUUGCAUGGUACAAUCGUCUUGCAGCAGUUAGUCGUCAAAGAUCCCGAGUCGAUUGCCACGAAUACGGAAAUCAUGCAUGUUCUCAGUCAAAGAUGGGUAUCCGAUGGAAGGAAAGCACGACUAGCACUUGGGAUCGGUGAUGAGCGUUUUAUUCAACUUCGCGAGGAUGUGGUUACGGUUGAAAUCAUGAUGACCUGCAUCAGGACCCAACCGUUCGGGAACAUUGAUCUCUUAUUUCAUUUGGCAGAUGUCCUGGAUGCAGAUCGAAUUAUUGAAUACAGUCACAUUACCCGAUUUUACAAUGAGCAAGUUUUGAAAAGUACGGAUGUCACCUACAAGUCGGCCGUCCUUUCACGCUUUCUUGAUAUCGUUAACAAUCAUGAAGUUCGUCCGCAGCAGAAAGCCGCCAUCUUACGGCACCUGAUCAAUCCUCUCCUUUUGGUGGCCUUUGAACGAGGCGAAAAAGAGAAAGACAUUGUUGAUACUGAAUACAUCAACAAAGUCUACCUCGUCAUCUGGAGUGCAUUCAUCCCGAAUACCAACGUCAAACCAUUUACAUCCGACGACAAAUUAGAUGUUGAAUUGCUGCACAUGGCCAGCUUGAUCGUACAAUACCGGCACAAUCUAGUCGCCGACCAGAGAAAAGAGAUCAUCAAGUUUGGCUGGUACUUCCUGAGCUUGAGGGACGAUCAGACAGUCAAAAACGCGGCCUAUAUUUUAAUCUCUCGUUUCAUCGCGGUCUACGAUUCUCCAACAAAAAUUGUCAGUCAAAUCUUGAAUGCUUUGCUCAAGCUACAUACCAGUGAAGCCAAACAUAUGGCGCAGAAAGCGUUAGAUAUCUUACUUCCAGUCAUACCUAAGAGGUAUAAGGAUAACCCAUCGGAAUGGAUUCGACUCACGAAGCGUAUGCUGAGUGAAGAAGGGCAAAAUCUGUCUUUCUUGUAUAAUUUCUACUCAACAGUCCUUCGAAACCCCGAGCCUUUUUUUGCCCAUCGAGAUGUUUUUAUCCCUUACAUUUCCGCAGCCCUGCCCAGGUUGACCGUCAGUGGAAGCUCGAAUCCUGAAAUGCGAGGCCUCGUUGUAGAUUUGAUAGAACUCGUCGCUCGGUGGGAGCAGCAACGGAUUGAGGCAACCAGCAAAGAUGAGAUCACUCAAGAUGCACUGGCUACUAGUCGCGCCCAAAGUCCACAACCAGAACAGUCAUCUCCUGCCAAGCGAAUCAAAUUGGAUCAACCCAGUACGCCCGUCCCAUCCGCAGCUGGAUCUGAAAUGACGCUAGGGGGAUACAUCGUCCCUUACCCGAUCAGAGAUGCGAUUGUCAGCGUACUUAUUCGAGUAAUUACGUAUCCCAACGAACCAACCUCAAAAAAUCCGCCGAUCGCUAAAGCCCUCUCAUUAAUGAGGCUAAUCUUGACCAAAGUCUGGCCGGAGGUGGAGGUAAAAGUUAACUACUUCCAGCGUGCCCUGUCAGCUGAAAUUACCGAAGGAAACGUUGGAGUUGUUUGCAAUACCGCCGAACUUCUGAAUAUCGUCCUAGCCAACAAGUCAGAUGAAUGGCUCUUAAGCAACUUAGGCCUCGUUCAAACUUUGGUUGAGAAGGGUGUCAGUUCCAAGUGCGAUGAGUUAUUCAAAGUCCAACGGCCGCUACUGAAUAGGGUGUUUGGCGUCUUGCCUGUCGAGGAUCGAUCGACUUCGGAUCAAGAUGAAGAGAAGGAAAAGAUUAGCGCAGCGGUUGCUGCUUUUGAGCAGUGGGUCAACUCGACGAUCAAAGAAGGAUUGAAAGAGCCUCGCAUCCAAGAAAAUUUUACUUCGGCGCUGGCGCUCCUACAGGCCUUCGAUCAAGCGCAACCUUCGAAAGUGGAAGUUUUCAUCCCUGAUAUCGUCCGAAAUUUCUCCCGCGCCAUGCGUGAUCAUCUAGCAGCCACUCAAGCAGAUCCCACUCAUCCGACAGUCGAGCAAACCAGGCAUCUCCUAGAAGGUUUGUGUGACUUAAUGAAGACCCGGGUCGCCACGAUGGGAGAACAUCGCCUGUAUCUUUUGAGUGGGCUUGUUCAACUAGUCGAGAAAUCUCCACAUAUCGGACUGUGCCGUUACAUUCUGAGUGUUCAGCGGAAGUGGAUUGAAGAUAAGGAUCCGUUGCCGACGCCAAGAGAGAAAGCAACGAUAUUGGUCAAGAUGAUGAGUUACGAGCUGAAGGGUAAUGAAGAAUUACUCAACGACUAUCUCAAGUUAAUCUUAGAUAUCUAUCAAUCGAGUAGCUAUUCAAGAUCGGAAUUCACCGUGAAACUCGAACCAGCCUUUCUCUUGGGCUGUCGCAGUCGAGACCCAGAAAUAAGGACAAAAUUCAUGGCUGUAUUUGAUGAUAGCAUUCGGCCCGAGCCUUUUGCCCGACUGCAGUACUUGAUCGGGGUUCAGAAUUGGGAACCACUGGCCGAUAUCAACUGGAUCCAUCACGCAUUAGAUAUCUUUCUGGGCUCGAUUGAGAUGAAUGAUCCGGUUUUGAUCGAAGGCCGACUUCCCUAUCCGCUUCCAAACUCAUCUGAAUUUUUGAAUUGGGCUGAAUCCAUCAAAAUCGGCCAUGUCAUCAGUUCUGCACGUCAACUUCUUUAUGCAGAUCCAGCUGAAACCGAAAAGAUUUGGGUAUCGCUAUUUCAAGCAGCCUGGACGACAUUUUCUAAGCGCGAGCAAGCCGAUUUGACCAGAUACUUGAUCCAUCUAUUCUCAAAAGAAUACUUGAUGAAGGCUGUUGAUCGUCGACCUAACGUAGUCCAAAUCAUUCUAUCCGGUGUUAGAGGCUGCAAUCCAACCGUCGUCCUUCCUCCUCAUUUGGUCAGAUAUCUGGGCAAAACUUACGCUGCUUGGUAUACUGCAAUCGAAAAUCUGCAGGAGGUUUUGGACGAGGUGGUCGAUUUCAAUCAAGACGCUCAGAACGUUAGUCAUAACGAAAACCGACAUCAUCCCGAAAACAGCCGUGAAGUCGCCGGUGAGGCUUUGGCUCAAUUGUACGCCGAGUUAGGCGAAACUGAUAUAUUUUAUGGUCAAUGGAGGCGCAAGAGUUUAUGUAUCGAGACUAAUGCUGCGAUGUCAUACGAGCAAAUUGGUGAAUGGGAAGCGGCUGAACAAGCAUAUGAGAUAGCUCAGGAAAAAGCGAGAUCAAAUCUACUGCCUUUUGGACAAGGUGAAUACAAUCUUUGGGAAGAUCAUUGGGUUUUAUGCGCUUCAAAAAUUCAACAAUGGGAUUUCUUAAGCGAUUUGGCGAGGGCUGAGCAUAACAGCGAAUUGUUGCUUGAGUGUCAGUGGAGACAGGCCGACUGGUCUACCGAGCAUGAAAGUAUUGAACUUGCCAUCACAAAUCUUCCCUCACAAAGCAUCCGAAGGAACACCUUUCAAGCUUACCUCACGCUACUCAAGAGUCACAUGGGGUUGCUUGUUGAUGAGCACCGUUCGGAAUUCACUAGAAUUUGUGAUGAAGGCAUUCAAUUAUGUCUUCACCAAUGGUUUCGAUUACCCGAAAUUGUAACUGAGUCGCACAUUCCGUUAUUGCAAGCAUUCCAACAGUUCGUUGAACUUCAAGAAGCGUCGCAGAUCUUCCACAGUCUGACAACAACCACUAGCCAAAAUCUUGAGGCCAGGUCAGCAGACUUGAAGCACGUAUUGCAAACCUGGAGGGAACGAUUACCGAAUCAAUGGGACGAUAUCAACAUUUGGAGCGAUCUAGUUGCUUGGAGGCAACACGUUUUCUCAGCCAUCAACAGAACCUACAUACCAUUGAUUCAAUCGAACCUCGGCGCUAAUACGCAGUCGUUUGCUUAUCGAGGUCAUCACGAGACCGCGUGGAUGGUCAAUAGGUUUGCGCAUGUAGCUCGAAAGCAUGGCUUAUCCCAACUGUGUAAAGACUCCUUGACAAGAAUUUACACUUUGCCAAAUAUCGAGAUUUCCGAAGCCUUCCUCAAGCUGUGUGAACAAGCCAAAGUUCAUUUCGAAAACCCUGACGACCUCGGCUCCGGAUUCGAGGUCAUCAGUCAUACAAACUUGAUGUAUUUUGGACCUUCCCAGAAGUCCGAGUUUCACACUAUCAAAGCCAUGUUUCUGGCAAGGCUAAAUCUCCACGAAGAAGCUUCGCAAGUUUUCAAUCAAGCUGUCAGCACCGACUUCCAGUAUCCUAAGGCUUGGGCCCAAUGGGGUGCUUACCAAGAUAAGUUGUUUGAAAAGUCUCCUGAAAAUUUACAACUGGCAGCCGGCGCAGUGAACUGCUAUCUUCAAGCUUCUGGUCUGUACAAGAAUGGCAAAGCUCGCAAGUUGUUGAUUCGGAUACUAUGGCUAAUUGGAAUGGAUGAUGCGAGUGGAACAAUUGGUCGAGCAUUUGACAGCUUCAAGGGAGAUAUCUCGGUUUGGAAUUGGACGUAUUUCAUCCCGCAACUGCUUUCUUGUCUUUCUGCUCCCCGCGAAGCACGCUAUGCAAAGGCGCUGUUAACCAAGAUAGCCAAAGCUUUUCCCCAAUCUCUUUUUUUCUAUCUUAGAACAACGAUUGAUGAGCUGUUCCCACAAAAGCAAAGAGCAUAUAACGCCGGGCAAAGGGGAGGUGGUGCCCCUCUGAAUAAUUCAACAAAUCAUGAGAACAAUUCCUCUCAGACUCAACCCGCAUCGGCUCAGCAAGGUGGACCUCCAAACACAAGCGCAAACCCUACCCAAAAUGUUGCAACACUACCGAACCAUCCUCCCCAGAGUAUCACGCCUCCAGGGCCGUUCCCGUUUGAACAUGCGGACGACAUAAUGGGCACGUUGAAGACACAAUUCCCCCUCUUAGCUUUGUCAAUGGAGAUGUUGGUAGACCAACUUUAUCAACGGUUCAAGGCCCCGCCAGAGGAAGAUGUGUAUCGGCUGAUCAGUGCCUUAUUACAAGAGGCCCUCUCUUCGUAUAUCCAAAGAGCAGGUAACCCCAAUGAUGAUUUGCAAUUGUCCGAUACUAUCAAAAGCAAUUUGUCGAGAUUCUCUGAAAACUUAAGCAAAUUGCCUAUGCAACCGCAUUUCCAUCGAGAUUUUGUUGAAAGUUCGCUAAACUUGAGAACUUACGUUAACAAGCUACAAGAAUGGCGACUAAAAUAUGAGAAAAAUAUUGAAAGAAACCUGAGGAAAACCAAUCUAGAGAGUGCAAGCCAUUGGAUGGUUGAAUUCCAAUACCAAAAGUUUGAUGAUGUCGAAAUUCCCGGACAAUACUUGAAGAGAUUCGACGACGACAACAAUGCGCACUUCGUCAGACUCGUGCGAUUUUCGACUGCUUACGGAUAUCAUCGACAAAAGGAGCAUUGGUUCCGUAGGAUAACGAUGAUCGGGCAUGAUGCCAGCCAGCAUUCAUUUGUUAUUCAAAUGCCAGUACCCAGGUCUAGUCGACGAGAAGAAAGGAUUAUGCAGCUCUUCAGAAUGUUGAACUGUACACUUUCACGCCGAAGAGAAAGUCGCACCAAAAAUGUAUCGUUCACAAUACCAGCUGUGAUCCCUCUCGCGACGAAUAUCAGAAUCGUGGAGAGUAAUGUAGCCCAUUGUACACUGCAAGAAAUAUUCGAAUCAUACUGCCAAGAAGCUGGAAUGUCAAGAGAUGACCCUUUGAUUGCUUACGCUGAGAGGAUGAGGACCUUUGGGUUUGAAGGUGUAGAGGAUGUCAACUCUAUUGCUACCAAACUCGAAGUUGGUGAUGAAAUCACAGCGAAAAUGAUACCAGAUUGUAUAUUGAAAAAUUACUUCAUCAGGAGUAUGAAAACUGCUGGUGAUUUAUGGUAUUUUAGAAAGAGGAUGACGAUUCAAUAUGCUAGCUUUAUCUUCAUCUCUUUUAUCUUUAGUCUCACCCAUCGAACUCCACAUCGGUUGACGUUUGAUCGCUCUUCUGGUGCUGUUUUCACGACUGAAAUGCUUCCUAACCUUCUGCCAAACAAACCCGAGUUUGGUCACACUGAAGCUGUGCCAUUCCGUUUCACCCCCAACAUACAACAAUUCUUGACGAGACAAAAUAUUGAGGGCCUCUUGACGGCCUCUUUGAUGGCUAUUGGAAAAGUCUUGGUGGAGCGCGAAAAUGAAUUGGAAUAUAACCUGUCAAUCUUCGUUAGAGAUGAAGUUCUGACCUGGAAUGUUAUUGCCCAAGCCAAAAUGAUGUCCGAGGACUUCAACAUCAGUGAAGUCAUUUCAAAAAAUAUAGAUUUGGUUGUCAGAAAGUCUAGAUUGCUGGCUUGUGAAAUGGAAAGAAAGACUAUUGAUCCUUCCAAUCCUCAACCAGUCUGUCAAUCAAUAAUUGAAUUGAUCAAUUUAGCUAGUAGUUUACCAAAAUUAUAUUCUAUGGAUCCUACAUGGAUGCCAUGGUUAUGAUUGCCUCAUUUUCUUGACUUGAUUGUCCUUUCAUAACUUCCCUUUUGGUCUUUUUUCCCUUUUCUCUCCUUGUCUUGGUCUCUUUUUUUUCUUUGUGCAGAGUUGUAUCAUUAAGUUAUAUACAUUGUUGAUAUCCACAGAUCUCAUCUUAUGCCCAGCCCUUUUAUCAGACUUUCUCCUUUGUUGCUACUGUUGUUAUUUUUUAUUUGAUGUUCUUAUAUUCAAAAUGGCAAGGAUCAAUUGCUAGAUUUGAAGUCAAGUAGGUAUUUAACUUGAAGUUUUUUUUAGGGGA